Molecule: messenger RNA, 563 nt
Organism: Ichthyophthirius multifiliis
Lineage: Eukaryota; Ciliophora; Oligohymenophorea; Hymenostomatida
Exons: 4
Biological process (GO): error-prone translesion synthesis; double-strand break repair via homologous recombination
Cellular component (GO): nucleus; zeta DNA polymerase complex
Molecular function (GO): nucleotide binding; DNA binding; DNA-directed DNA polymerase activity
Source: RefSeq, a predicted model, not a curated record
GAUCUAUAUUUAGAGUUGAAGGUAUUAUUUAUAGAGUUUCAAGGCAUUUGAAUUUCUUAAUGAUGAGUGGAAGUAAAAAUAAUGUAGUUGAAUAAAAAAUAUUAGAUACUAUGCCUAUUACACUUGAACCUGCAAAGAUAUUCUACCCUGAUAUAUUAGAAAAUUUAAUUUCUAGAUAAAAAUCUCUUAAGCUUUUUAUGUGCGUCGUUUUUGGUUAUACAGGAGCCACUACAAGUGGAAAAAUGCCUUUAAGAGAAUUUACGGACUCUAUUGUUUCAACUGCUAAAUAUAUUAUGAAUUAGGUUAUUGAAUUUAUUAAUUCUAAUCAAAAAUGGGAUGCUAAGGUUAGUAAAAAAAGAAAUUUACAAUAUUAUAAAAAAAAUCAAUAAAAGGUUAUAUAUGGUGAUACUGAUAGUGUGUUUGUUAAUUUAAAAGGAAGAUCAAUGCAAGAAGCAGUAAAAAUAGGGAAAGAAAUAUCAAAAGAAUACACAGGUAACUAUAUUGAAAAUGAAGAUGAUCCUAUUAAAUUUGAAAGUAAAGGAAUGAUUGGUUUCAUAAUAUGA